Molecule: messenger RNA, 5554 nt
Organism: Pundamilia nyererei
Lineage: Eukaryota; Metazoa; Chordata; Actinopteri; Cichliformes; Cichlidae
Gene: arhgef3
Product: Rho guanine nucleotide exchange factor (GEF) 3
Exons: 10
Coding region: 669-2645 (658 amino acids)
Biological process (GO): positive regulation of Rho protein signal transduction; intracellular signal transduction
Molecular function (GO): guanyl-nucleotide exchange factor activity
Source: RefSeq, a predicted model, not a curated record
AGCUCUACACGGUCUAAACUGCAGACUAAACUUUUCCUGUAUGAUUUUCUGGGAACAGAACUAAAUCCAGCCUCUUUUUGAACUCUUUUGUUUGGGGUCUGAUGGUUCGGCUCUCAACCUCAAGCCCUCCCGGAGCGGUGUGUUUAAAAGCUCUGGUCAAAGCCAACUUGUCUUUAUGAACACUGCCAGCACCGAGUCUGACUGGAUAUUUUGCCUCUGACAGUACUCUUGUGGCACCAGGCCUUUUUAGAGCUGUUACGUCAACUCUUUGAGGCUACUUUACAGCUAUUAGGCUUUUAGUUGAACGGCUACCAUUACCAGGGGUUUUAAGGGGACUAUCCUCUUUCUGUACCUGUGCCAACACCAGAAUUGUGCUUGGAACUCCACUGAUAGCACUUUCUUUCUGGUUUCCCAGCUUGUAUCAGUCAUCGCUUCAGUGCUAGAACAGCGAGCUGAAUUGUUCCUGGACUUUGUGUCUAUACUAGAAAACAGUACCAAACUCUCUUUAGUGUCACUCUGGACCCUCUGCUGUUUUCAGUCUCUCUCUGGACAUUAGACUUUCAUACUCCCUUCCUCUCUGCGUUUUCUACCAGUCUGAAAAUAUUUAUGGACGCUCUCUUGGUACUGGGAAUAGUUCAGAUUGUGUGCUUGGCUUUGGGGUGAGCAGUAUGGUGGCGGGGCAGGGACCCUUCAGCCUGCUGGUACAGCGGUUUAACUCUGGAUGCUCAGUGGCAAACAGCAGCAUGGGAAAAGAGGUUAAGGAGCCCAGCACCAAGCGCAGUAAGCCUGUAUCCCGGGUAGCAUCUCUGGCCAGCCUGCUGCCCCCCGUCAAGACAACGCCGCUGAAGAGGAUUGGCCAGACACUGCAGCGCACCAUCAGUCUUCGUAAUGAGGCAGAGAGAGCUGCUCCUCCUCCUCCUCCUUCCUCCUCGACAAAGACACGUGUUAUCUCAGCGACACUCUCGAACCCUUCGUCCUCCAUGACUGCCCCGAGGGUUUCAACCGCAGCUGCUCCGGCCUCCAAGCGUCGGGACAGCAAGCUGUGGAGCGAGACAUUUGACGUCCGACUGGGAGCGGCACAACCUCUGAGCCCCAAAGAGAUAAAACGACAAGAGGCUAUAUUUGAGCUGGCUCAGGGCGAGCAGGAUUUGGUGGAGGAUCUGAAGUUGGCCAAGAAGGCCUACCACGACCCAAUGCUCAAGCUAUCCAUCAUGACCGAGCAAGAACUGAACCAGAUCUUUGGUACUCUGGAAUCACUUAUACCUCUGCAUGAAGAUUUGCUGAGUCGCCUCCGAGAUGCCAGAAAACCUGACGGGUCCACAGAUCAUGUAGGACAUAUUUUAACUGACUGGCUGCCGUGCCUCUCUGCCUACACGCCGUACUGCAGUAACCAGGUCAAAGCCAAGGCUUUGUUGGACCAGAAGAAGCAAGAUCGGCGAGUCCAGGACUUCUUGCAGCGUUGUCUCCAGUCACCUUUUAGCAGGAAGCUGGACCUGUGGAACUUCCUGGACAUCCCCCGCAGCCGGCUGGUGAAAUACCCACUGCUGCUCAGAGAGAUCCUCAAGCACACAGCCAACGACCACCCAGAUCGACAGCACCUGGACGAAGCGAUGCUGAUGGUUCAAAGCGUGGUAGCGGACAUCAACAGGCAGACAGGAGAGUCGGAGUGUCAAUACUACAAGGAUCGUCUGGUGUACACAGAGGACGGACAAAGGGACGAACUCAUCGACCGCUCCAAGACCCUCAGUUGCCAUGGAGAGCUGAAGAACAACAGAGGACUCAAGCUCCACGUGUUCCUUUUCCAGGACGUCCUGGUCAUCACCAGAUCCAUGUCGUCAAACGACCAGCCAGUCGGCUAUCAGCUCUGCCGCCAGCCAAUCCCCAUUCGUCAGCUGGACCUGGAAGACCUAUCAGAUGGCGAGAUAAGAGUGGGCGGAUCCAUCAGAGGGGCCUUCAGCAACAAUGAACGAACAAAGAACUUCUUCCGGGUUUCAUACCGUACUGGAGGCCAACUGCAGAGCCACUGCUUUCAGGCUAGUGACGCCUUCAACAAACAACAGUGGAUCAACUGCAUUAGACAAGCCAAAGAAGCUGCAGCACUGACUGGAGACCAGCUGCCACAGACGGGACAUUGUCCAGAGACGGGGGUCAAUGAACAACCAGGGCCACCUGUUGAAACAGUGGGGCUGUGGGGUGUGAAAGGACAGGGCUUGGAGGGAGAGGCAGGUCUGCAUGGACAGCAAGAGCUUGGACUGAGGGAUGGAGAUGGGCUGGGUUUAACUCAAGAGACAAUGACGGGGAAGGAGAUGGAGGCAGAUUUGGGUUUGCAUGGUAAGUCAGAGAUGGACAGAGCACUACAGCUUGUGAUCAGUGAAGCAAAGACAGGUGUGGAGAUGGAGGGAAAUCAGGGUGUUGGUGUGGAGAUGGGAGCUGAACCAGGAGCCACUGUAGACUUUAAGGUGGAUGAAGCGGGACAGACUCUCAGCAGAUGUGAAGAUGCAGUUUCCAUUUCCCUCCUUUCCUCUUCAAUUCCCAAACAAGUAGAGGAUGAAGUGAUGGAGGAGGAGUGGAGCAGUGCUGCAGAAGAAAGAGAGGAUGGUAUGGACACUGGUGAGAUGGACUCACUGCAGUCCCACAGGUGCUGAUAGGAUGGCAUGAAUCAGGACUGGAACUAAACUCAACCAACUUUGGUAUUUAGUAAUGAUGUAACUAACAAAAAGCCAAAUGAAACGUAUAUGAACAAACUUCUUGGGAGAAGUCACGAGACCAACCAGUGCUCACUGCUCACAGACAUACUGCUCAGAAUUAAGCUGAAGGUGGUAAAUGCUUAUACUGUGAUAUGUAUGUAAGAUGUUAAGUCCAGGAGAUAUGGUGAAGUAACAAAAAUGUGCUCCAGGUGAAAUAAAGACUCAGAAAAGGCCAAAUUCAAACAACAUUAGAUCAAAAACAUUAAAUAAAGAAGACAACUGGCCACUGUAUCUGAUGAGAACAGAGAUAAGAUGACAGCAAACAUUACACAUUUAGAAAUAAGUAUAUCUCAAGGAGAUGAGUCAGGAGGAUACACACUUAUUCUCCACAUCGGAGUAAACAGUCACUCCCUAGCAAUGUAAAAACAUUGUUAGGCAGGCAGUGAGACACUCCUCUCCCUUAGGUUAAAUACUCCCAGGACAGUCUCACUGCUGCACCCACUCUGGUUGACCCACGGAUGCAAAAAUAAAAGUCCCUAUAAUAACCUUGGUGAAUUUAGAGUUUUGACUGUUUAAGGAGAAUUGAAAAAGUGAAAUAGAGGAAAUGAUGUUAGCAGUUGCUAAAUGGUGUGUGCAAAGGUUGGUCAUAAGACUGAGGAUUGGAAGUAAUCGUCUCCCGUGCUGCUAUCUGCUGUGUUCUAACUGCAGUUAGCCAUGGAUGUUGUUAAGAGGACUGGAUACCACACCCUGUGGAAGUUGCUCACCAGGCACACACUGCUGAAAGACUGCUCAAAGGCCCUCCCUCACAGGUUUCCUUUCCAGCUCCCCCCUGGCUCCAUCAUAGCUAACAUUAACUCACAUUUUGUACUGGACCCGCCUUUGAAGAAAUAAAUCCUGUUCCAACCACCCCUUACCACCAGCAGAGCUCAACAGUCUUUAUAGUGGUGACCAGGCUGAGAACACUACUUUCACCGAAUGAUAACAAAACGUAUGUCUCCAUUUACUGUAGAAAUCAUCAGUUAUUUGGUUACUCUUAUGUUUGAGGUUAUGAACACAGAAGUAUGGGGGUUGCUCCUGCACAGGCUUCUCCUGGAUAGGCUAACUGCUCACCUCACUGGUCCUGUGAGGUGAGUAGUGGAAAACAGAAAACUGGGAAAUGUGAAAACACUCUUAAUUGUGCCAUCAUCUCAUGUAUUUUUGCUCAUUGGUAUAUUUUACAUACCAAUUCUGUUGUAUAGAUUGGUGGAGACACAGACUGUAUGUAAAACGUGGACUCCUCUGGUUGGAAAAAUAAGUCUGCAGAAUGCCAUAAUUUCAGUCUCCAAAACUAAAGAAGAGAUGUGUUGGAUGGUUUGUACCAAACAGGAAAUUACAGUAUUCUUAGAUAAUUCCUUUAAAAGCAAAGCAACAAAUCUCCUACUUUGAGCCCAAAAGCCCCCCCCGUUCAGUUGUUAUGGAGGGAAAGAAACUAUUCAAUGAAGCCAAAACAUUAAUUGUACCAGGCUGUAAAUAUGUGGUUGUUGGGCAUCUUUGCAUGGGGAGACUAUGGGGAUUGAUUUCCUUUUGGAGCUAGCCCCAAGCGGCCAUGAGAGGAACUGCAGUUAUUGGCAUUUGUACAUUGGCUUCAUUUUUCAGCUCUGGCGGACGUCACUUGGUUUUCAUCUCCUGUUUUAGUUUUCUUGUCAGAUGUGGGAUCGCUUCCUCCUCUGCUGCUAUGUUUCAAAAACUUUUUAAAGCAUGUCUGAAAACACUGGAGAGAACUCAGCUGUACAUUCACUUUUAAUAAGUUAGCAGACUUUAUUUAUCUUCUGUGUUCUGUAGAUUUACAGUUUUUAUCAUGUAUCCCAACAAUAUUUUGUUAAACUGAAGUAGCCUGCAGCAGCUGAAGCUGCUGCUAAGUGAAAUGCUCUGUGUUCAACUCUGCAUUAAAGAAGGAGCCUGUUGUACAUGUACUGUAUGUAUAUAAAGAAUGUAUAUGAAGUAUUUGUGUAAUAUGAAUGAAGGGGGGAAAAAAACAAGCGCUACUGUUUGUUAUAUUCGUGCUUACAUAUUACACACAGAAUGAUUGCUGUCAGCUCCGUCAAUGUUAGCAAGGCUGAAGAUGCUAAUAAUGACAUUUACACUUAAUUAAGGCUGCCAUUUUUUUAAAUGAAUUACACUACUGUGUAAAAGCUUUGAACCACCCCUUCAUUUUUCUAUAUAUCUUGCUAGGGAAAUGGGAAAUAGGUGCAGCACUUUAUUCAAACAUGUAGAAGAGUACAUGGAAAUAGUGUUUAUAGGGCAAAAAAAAAAAACCCUGGAAAGUCAAUAUUUGGUAUGAACACCUUUUCUUAGGCAAGUUUUCUAAUAAUUUCUUUAUGCAGUCUUUGGGAAUAGUUUUCCAUUCCUAUUGAAUGAAAUUCAAAGCUCUUCUUUGGAUGUUGGCUGCUUUUUGCUCUAUUCUCAUAUUUUUGUAGAUUAAACCAAAAGAAAUGGGACCAAAUGGUGUAUUUCUGCUUACUUGUUAUAUGUAGACAACACUGCUACAUCCAUUGAGUUAGAUGCAUUUUUAGUGCUUGAAUGUUUCAUAGGUCAAUGCGAAGUGGUUAAAUAAACAGAGAAAAACAUUCUUCUGAAAAUGUUCAGGUACAAGGACUGGACUGAAAAUUAGUGAAAUAGCAGCAAUUGUCCAAAAAGACUAAUUUUUCACUUAUUGGGAGCACAAUGUAAAGAAAUGAGAGGUGGCUCAAAACUUUUGCAAAGUCCUUAUAAGAGGAGAUUUGGACAUCUCUGCUCAGAGAACACUACCGUGCAAAAACGAACAAGGUGAUUAUAAGUUGAAGUAUUAUUGUCUGGAACAAAGCAUUAAUAAAUUGUUUUAAUAGAAA